This is a messenger RNA of Suillus paluster, 1704 nucleotides long. Its product is annotated as P-loop containing nucleoside triphosphate hydrolase protein. Lineage: Eukaryota; Fungi; Basidiomycota; Agaricomycetes; Boletales; Suillaceae. The coding region runs from base 1 to 1704 and encodes 567 amino acids. The transcript has 7 exons. The record is from RefSeq and is a predicted model, not a curated record. Gene Ontology annotation, molecular function: nucleic acid binding; ATP binding; RNA helicase activity.
AUGAAACACGGACCGACUCUUACUGCAGAUGAGCUUCUUAAACUACAAGAAGGACGUCCAACGAAACGGCCGCGGACGUUAUCUACUCUCAAAACUUUUGCAACAGAGGAGGGCGACCAAUCAACCACUUCGCCUUUCUCCUAUGAGGACAUAGAAGACUCGGAUGCUGAGGAGCCCAAGAUAGAGGAAGCGUCGAGUGAAGACGAGCAUCAUGAGCCUCCAUAUAAGUCUCCCUCUGCAUUCGAGGACCAAGGCCGAGUGAAGAUCUCUCUCAUAAGAGAACUCAACGCGAAGGACAGCCUCUCCUCAGCUGCUCAUGUACACCCCGCAGGAUCCUUUGCUGAUAUGGGUGUGGUUCCUCCUCUCGAUGCUGCCCUUGCGCGUAUGUCUAUACGGGUUCCGACAGAGAUCCAAGCUGCCUGUAUUCCUCCCCUUCUUGCAGGGAGAGAUUGCAUAGGAAAUGCAAAGACAGGUUCUGGGAAGACCAUAGCAUUUGCAAUCCCGAUCUUGCAGAAGCUAUCCGAAGAUCCAUACGGGAUAUUCGCGCUGGUACUGACACCUACAAGGGAACUGGCAUUUCAAAUAUCUGAACAAUUUGCGGUGCUCGGUGCUGCAAUAGGCGUCCGGACGUCUGUCAUCGUUGGUGGCAUGGAUAUGAUGGCACAAGCUUUAGAACUUGGUGGCCAUCCCCAUGUUGUAGUAGCCACUCCCGGCCGUAUAGUUGACCACCUGCGGAGUAGUAACGGCGAAUUGGAUCUGUCUCGUGUCAAGUUCCUUGUAUUGGAUGAAGCUGAUCGCCUUCUUACAUCGACCUUUUCUCCUGAACUCAAAUUUUUGUUUGAGACUCUCCCUAGCGAUCGACAAACUUGUCUUUUUACUGCUACCCUGACACAAGCGAUUGAGUCCUUGGUUGAAGCCCCACCGAGACCUGGAAAGGUAAAACCUUUUGUUCAUAGAACACGAUCAACUGUCGAAACGGUUGCAACACUUAAGCAACAUUACGUACUGGUUCCCUCACAUAUCCGGGAGCCGUAUCUUUAUCAUUUACUUUGUAAUCCUCCGGAGAGCAUCACAUCGCUGCGGCGGGCGCCCCCAGAACCAAUCAAAAAAAGCAGAAAAUCAAGACACCAUGGUAAAACCGGAACACGAAAACCCGACCCGAACGACGAGGAUAUACCCAUACAACCACCACCUACAAUCAUUUUUUGCACAAAGCCUCGGACAGCUGCUUAUCUCACUCAUCUACUUCAGACUUUGUCUAUUCGCAGUACUGCACUACAUUCAAGACUGACCCAACGCGAACGGUUGACAUCAUUGUCACUUUUUCGGUCCUCUUUCAUCCCAGUUCUUGUAUCAACAGAUGUUGGUGCCCGUGGUUUGGACAUUGAGGACGUGGCAAUGGUCAUCAACUGGGAUCUGCCAAAUGAGCCCGAAGAGUACACUCACCGAGUUGGCAGAACUGCACGUGCAGGUAAAGGUGGUGUUGCCAUCAGUUUUGUGACAGAAAAGGAUGAGGAACGGAUAUCACGAAUAGAAGGGCGCGUCCAAUUGGAGGCCAUGACUAUGUCAGAAGAGAAGGUCUUGGAAAAAUUGAACGCCGUAUCAACGGCGAAAAGGCUGGCAAAUAUGGAAUUGCAUGAUUCGAACUUCGGCCAACGGGAAGAGAUACAUAAAUUAAAGUCUAAGAGAAAGUUGGAUGCAUGA